Messenger RNA from Erinaceus europaeus (western European hedgehog), 1177 nucleotides. RefSeq names its product ciliary microtubule inner protein 4 (gene CIMIP4). The coding region runs from base 304 to 1107 and encodes 267 amino acids. The record is from RefSeq and is a predicted model, not a curated record. The transcript is spliced from 6 exons. NCBI's taxonomy places the organism in Eukaryota, Metazoa, Chordata, Mammalia, Eulipotyphla, Erinaceidae.
CUUCCUGGCUACCCUCUAAGGAGCUUCAGCACUCUGCCACUAGGACCCAGGCUCCUGUCUUCAGCUCGCACCAGAGCAGCUCCCUUGCUUCCUGGCAUUAUGAGAGAGAGUGGAGAGCAGGGCAGGGACCUGUGAGGUGGUCCGGGGCCUGUAUUCACCUUCUCUGUCCACACUCAGGGCUGCCGGGGGAAGCCUGUACGCAGACAGCAGCUGGCUGGACUAGCCCACCCUUCUGAGGACGUCUCCUGGGAGCUCCCCCAGGACUAAUCUGGGAAUUACCUGUCCUGUCCAGAGCUCGAGUCCAUGGACCUGGGCCAGCAAGCAGGCACUCUGACCAGAUCCUCCCUGAACAACAAGGAAAGCCAGCAGGACACGAGCUCCUGCAGAACUGCCUACAGCCCCUCAGACACCUGCAAGUUCACGUCCCAGGCUCCAGACUCCCCACAACCAUCCCUGCAGUGGGGGUGCAACCCUCGAGGCAAAUCCCCGGGGCAGGUCCACCUUGAGGAGCCUCGGCUUCUAAACUCUCGGGCCAGCAGCCAGGAAUGCCCCAGUUGGGAUCUGCAGCCUGAGGCCCUGAAGAUGGGGGACCACAGACCGCCCUCAAAGGAGAACUGGACCACCCUCCAAAAGGGGCGUCAGCUGCACCAGUGUCCAGCGGAGGGUCCCCAGGAGGGGUCGAGGAUCCCAAGCAGCAUUAUCCCCAGCAAUAUCCGCCAUAAGUUUGGGAGCAAGCUCGUGGACCAGCUGGUGUCUGAAAACCAGGCUAAAAAGGCUAUUAGUGAAGCCUUGGAGGUCCAGAAUAGGGCUAGCUCAUGGCCCAACAGGAUCCAGAGUCCCGGACAGCCCUCCAACAGCUUCUCAGACUACUACGAACUGGGCUACCACCUGCGCUCCAACCUCUUUCCAGGAGCCACAGAAGAGGCGAAGAGCCUCAUGAAGGCCUCCUACACUCCAGAGGUGAUUGAGAAGUCAGUGAGGGACAUAGAACAUUGGCAUGGCAGGAAGACAGAUGAUCUGGGACGAUGGCACCAGAAAAAUGCUAUGAACAUGAACUUGCAGAAAGCACUGGAAGAAAAAAUGAAAUCCAGGAGCUUAAAGAACUAGAUGUAAGUCAGAAGAAGUGCCCUCUGCUCGGAGACAGUGCUUAUAAAUAAAGGCACAAGUUGGAACCCUU